This is a messenger RNA of Zingiber officinale, 672 nucleotides long. RefSeq lists its product as uncharacterized. Bases 1 to 672 code for a protein of 223 amino acids. The record is from RefSeq and is a predicted model, not a curated record. Lineage: Eukaryota; Viridiplantae; Streptophyta; Magnoliopsida; Zingiberales; Zingiberaceae. The transcript is spliced from 2 exons.
AUGACAAAAUCUCUAUGGGAGUCACUUGUAAAUAAAUACAAAACUGAAAGUGCUGGGUUGAAGAAAUUCAUCGUCGAUCGGUUUCUGGAUUUCAAAAUGCUGGAUUCCAAGAGCGUAACAUCUCAAGUCCAAGACAUGCAACUGAUAAUGCAUGAUCUGGAUGCCGAAGGCAUAAAGCUGAACGAGUCGUUCAAAGUAGCCGCGGUAAUUGAGAAACUCCCUUCGUCGUGGAAGGAUUUCAAAAAUUACCUAAAACACAAGCAAAAGGAGAUGAGACUUGAAGAUCUAAUCCUGAGGCUACGAAUAGAGGAAGAUAAUGGAAAGAUGUCUGACUCCAGAGGAAUGAAGCGGGUAGUCGACGAGAUGUCCAACCUGACUGAGCCAAAAACCAAAAAGCUGAAGCAAUCCAAAAAGAAUGCUCAAGGCAGAAAUACAAGGGCAUAUACUACAAUUGCAGAAAGUCAGGACACAUGUCCAAGGAUUGUAGACGCCCGAAGAAACCAACCAAGAGUCAGAAGGAUGCUGCGAAUCAUAACUUCUGAUGACAUGAAAUUGGAUCUCACUGCGGUAGUGUUUGAAGCCAACACGGUGGUGGAUAACUCGAAGCAGUGGUGGAUCGAUACUGGAGCAACCCGUCAUAUCUAUUCUGAUAAGGCGAUGUUCUCCAAGUAA